AACAAUCAGCUUAAUAACAUUCCUUCGACCGAAACAGGUUCGUAAACACUUUAGAAAAGUUGUGGGAAUUUAACGAUGAUCCCUAAGUCACACGGCUACAUUCUGUUCAAAGUGACAGAGUUUGCUAUUAUUCAGUGGUGUGGUUCACCGGUGUAACAAAUUGCCGACUUUAUUUUUUCCCUUAAAACGCAGUUAACGCUUAUCGGAUCAUGGCUACCCACGAGUUUUUUGUGGAUAUGACAUGUGAGGGAUGCUCUGGAGCAGUGACUCGGGUCCUUAAGAAAAUAGAUGUGAAGUUUGACAUUGAUCUUCCUAACAAGAAGGUCUUCAUCGAGUCGGACAAAGACACAGAAGUCCUGCUGGAAACCCUGAAGAAAACCGGCAAAACUGUCACGUACAUCGGUCCUAAAUAGACCAGAUGUUAAACAUUAACUGUCCGUAUGGAACAACGUGUUCCUGUCACCAUCCAUUAGUAAUCCUUCUGUCUGUUUGAUUAAUAUUUGUCAUUUUGGUUUUUUUUUUUUAACAUUCACAUGUUAAAGUUGCACAUCUUCUAUAUUUCCACAUUUUCAGACCUAUUCAUUCGUAAUAGUUGUUUUGGAGACACGAGCGAAGCUGGUUGUAUGUGAAAUUAGUCGUACGCUGAUUAACAGAAAUAUUAAUCUCUAAUGCAAAAUAGUUGUAAUGUAACUGCUCUAUAUAUUGGUGUAUUAUAUCUGUUCAUUAUGUAAACAUAUAUUGCUACUGCAUUGUGUAAUAUCUUUGACUAUGACUCUUGGACUUCUGCUUGUUCAACAUAUACUAUUAUUACAUGUAGCCUGAAAAUGUCGGUAAUGUAUUAAACAGCUAAACACAUACAUUUUAAA
Messenger RNA from Hemibagrus wyckioides, 866 nucleotides. It is a transcript of the gene atox1, whose product is annotated as antioxidant 1 copper chaperone. The record is from RefSeq and is a predicted model, not a curated record. Bases 210 to 413 code for a protein of 67 amino acids. The transcript has 3 exons. Gene Ontology annotation, biological process: copper ion transport. Gene Ontology annotation, cellular component: cytosol. Gene Ontology annotation, molecular function: copper chaperone activity; metal ion binding. NCBI's taxonomy places the organism in Eukaryota, Metazoa, Chordata, Actinopteri, Siluriformes, Bagridae.